This is a messenger RNA of Chiloscyllium plagiosum (whitespotted bambooshark), 2393 nucleotides long. The record is from RefSeq and is a predicted model, not a curated record. Lineage: Eukaryota; Metazoa; Chordata; Chondrichthyes; Orectolobiformes; Hemiscylliidae.
UGGAUGGGAUAAAGAAAUAUGUUUUCAAUAGCCCAGAAUGACAUUAAGUGUGUGAUAUAGGAUUGAGAGCAGGAUUUAUUUUUGCAACACAGAAGGUAAUGAAGUACAGGACUAACUGUCCAAUUAAUGAUUGAAGCAGAGAUGUUGCCGGAUGGUUCAGAAAUAAAAGGGGAUAGGGUAAGUACUGCAUAGCAGUAGGACUGCGAUGGACGUGGAGGAUAGAGUACAUGAUCUGAGUAGUUUAACUGGGAUUUGGCAGGCGGGAGUUGUAAAUAAUUGGAGAUUUAAAUUCUAUUAAUGGGAACAAACACUUCAGAAACAAAAUUCUUUUCAUGUGCUGCGGAUCACAUGGAACAAGCGGAAGUGACGUCUAAGCACAGCUGAAUAGCUGUUACAAGAGGUUCUAAAUCAGACUGGAAAGAAUGAUAUUACCAUGGCGAGUCUAUCAGAUGAUGAUGGUUAAACACCCUUGGAAAGUCCAAAUUCUGACUGCUGGUACUUUGGUUGGAUGCAGUGAUGUAAUUUCACAGCAACUGAUUGAACGACAAGGAUGGGCAAAUCAUGACACGAAAAGGACGCUCAGAAUGACAACUGUUGGAUUAAUUUAUGUGGGUCCUGUACUCGGAGUGUGGUAUAAGUUGCUAGAUCAACUUGUUGUCGGAAAGAGCAAAACUGUGGCAUUUAAGAAAAUGUUACUUGAUCAGUUUGCACUUGCUCCUUCUUUUUUGGCCUGUUUCCUUACACUAACUGGAUUCUUGGGUGGGCAUUCACGAGAGGAAGUAUGGAUAAAGCUAAAGAAGGAUUAUAAAGAUACAUUGAUAUCAAACUAUUAUAUCUGGCCAACAGUACAAAUGUUAAAUUUCUACUUUGUACCACUAGUAUACAGAUCACCAUCCAGCAUGACACCAACUCCUCUGAUUUUCCUUUCAGCCUGUUUACUACUUGGCACUCGCACCCUUCCAGCUGUUUGUCGUGCUGUAGAUCUGAGUGUCUUCGACAAAAUUUAUGAUCCUAAUAUCAACACAGCUACUAAUGAAGAGAAUGACCAAUCCCUUUCCUACAUCCUGAAGGAAAAGUUACUCCAAUCUUUUGAGAAAAAUCCCAAGUACAUGCUGAUGUACUCCCACCUACCUCCAGGUUACCUGCAGAUGUUGAAAGAUAUCUUUGCUAAAGAAGCCGGUCGUUUCCUUCGUGAACCUUCCUUAAAUGCAGAAAACCUCAUGCCCACCCAAGAAAUUGACCAAGAUAUGGUAGCAGCCUUCGCAGGACGCUCCAAGAGGCCCGUUGACCCACCCAAUUCCUUGGAUCUCACAUUUCAUAUCUUGAGGGAAAUGAUUGAAAUUGCCAAGAAUGAAAAUCAAUGGAUGCAGGCAGAUAACAAUCGUAAAAUUAUGGAGACAAUUGGGAAGUGAUGAAUUUAGAAUCUGUAAUAAGCUCAUUCUGUCAUCAAAUUAAGAGUUUAUGCUUUGAUAUUCAUCACAUGGAUUCCCUCAAAGUCACUAAAAGAUGCACUAACCAAAUCUGUCUCAUGAAACUCCUGUAAAUCUGAAAGUAAUGUUCAAUUCAAACUUACCAAAUAAAUAGAAUAUUCAUGAAAUAAUUGCUCAUCAUGAAAUAAUUUUGUCAUUUAUAUUUUGUAAUAAAAAUGAUUUUAAAAUAUUAUUUUGAUUCAACACUUUGUUUAGUCUGAAAAAACUGUAUAAUGGUUGUAAAGGGACUGAGGUCAUUGAGCUGCAUUUCUGGAUUCUGUUACAUGAUUAUGUUUAAACAAUAAAUUCAAAACUAGAUGUUUUACAAAUAGCUGAUAGUUUGAUUACUAUCUGAAUUUAGAAUUGGAGCAGAAUUAAUAAAGUACAAAUUAGAAAUUGUCUUGUGGAUAAUACCUUCCAAGUUCACUUUGUACACACAAAUAUGGAAAAUAGAUUCUUUUAGAUUUGGGGAGGUUAAAUUGAUAUUACUUCAUUCAUUGGCCUUUUUUAUAACAUAUAUUCUAGUUCUAACAUGAACAAUAUUAAAUAUGCUUUACUUCUGCAAAGAAGAAUCCUCCAAUAAAUUAUUCUUAAUAUUCAUAAGCUAAAUACAGUGUGUAUUUUAUGUUGGCUACUACCAGAUAUAUUUCAAAAGGCCUGCAUCAAAAUACAUUGUGAUGCAAAGACUUUAUUUAAUCUAUUUUCUAAUCAACCUGUUCAGCGAUGUUAUUACACACCUCUAGAAGAGGUGGAACUUGAACCUGGGCCUUCUGUUCCAGGAGUAGGGAAUGCUACAAGAGGGCCCCAUGAUGUGGAAUCUGUCUCAAAUGUGCUUUUCAUCCUUUCACAUCCAUCUGUAUCAUUUCCAAUUUUAUUAAAUGUGCUGCCAACUUAUGUAUUUUAACACUAUCGAUAUUAUAGAAU